Molecule: messenger RNA, 2259 nt
Organism: Owenia fusiformis
Lineage: Eukaryota; Metazoa; Annelida; Polychaeta; Sabellida; Oweniidae
Source: the annotation of a GenBank genome assembly
AUUUACUUUGCUUAAACUUAGAGUGAUUUGUUUAAUAUUGAAGGGGUCUUCACAAGGUGCGAGUUAUCUAUAUUUCAAACCUCAGUGGCACUGUUUCAAAGAAAUUAUAUCUUUUAGGAUAGUUAAAAUUAUGAAAAUAUAAAAGCAAAGUACUGAAGUAUUUCAAAUGAAUUAUUAGUAAAUAAUUUAUUAUUGAUAAUCUUAAAGAAUCAGAAAAACGUUUUAUUCGAUUCACAAAGUUGAACAUUUACAACUGAUCUUUCUCCGACGCCAUUUUUCUUUGUUUUUGCAUCUUCUGAAAUACAGAUUCCCUAAUCACUUACACAAUGGCUGAUGAUAAUGUGCAAGAUGAAUUAUUGGACUACGAUGAAGAGGAAGGGCAGGAACAAGUAGCUGAUGGUGCCGGAGGAGAUGCACCUAAGAAGGAUGUCAAAGGAACCUACGUUUCCAUCCACAGUUCUGGGUUUAGAGACUUCUUGUUGAAACCAGAGCUUCUUCGUGCCAUAGUUGAUUGUGGUUUUGAGCAUCCCUCUGAAGUCCAGCAUGAGUGUAUCCCACAAGCCAUCUUAUCCAUGGAUGUUCUAUGUCAGGCCAAGUCUGGAAUGGGGAAAACAGCUGUGUUUGUGUUGGCAACUCUACAACAGUUGGAGCCAGUAGAUGGCCAAGUGUCUGUAUUGGUUUUGUGCCAUACCAGAGAACUGGCCUUCCAGAUUAGCAAAGAAUAUGAGCGUUUCAGCAAAUAUCUCUCUGGACUCAAGUGUGCCGUCUUUUUUGGAGGCAUGUCCAUUAAGAAGGAUGAGGAAACACUGAAGAAGGACUGUCCCCAUAUUGUUGUUGGAACACCGGGUCGUAUAUUGGCUCUAUCUCGUAACAAAGAUCUCAACUUGAAACACACAAAACACUUCAUCCUUGAUGAAUGUGACAAGAUGUUAGAAGCUUUAGACAUGAGGCGUGAUGUACAAGAAAUCUUCAGGAUGACUCCACAUGAAAAACAAGUGAUGAUGUUCAGUGCCACCCUUGGCAAAGAUGUCCGACUUGUUUGCAAGAAGUUCAUGCAAGAUCCCAUGGAGGUAUAUGUGGAUGACGACUCCAAGUUGACGCUCCACGGUCUACAGCAGCACUAUGUCAAACUCAAGGACAAUGAGAAGAACCGCAAGCUCUUCGAACUUCUCGAUGUACUAGAGUUCAAUCAGGUGAUCAUCUUUGUUAAGUCUGUACAGAGAUGUGUGGCCCUUUCCCAGUUACUUGUGGAGCAGAACUUCCCUGCUAUUGCAAUACAUAGAGCUAUGCCCCAGGAAGAAAGGUUGUCACGGUACCAGCAGUUCAAGGACUUCUCAAAGCGCAUUCUCGUGGCAACCAAUCUGUUUGGUCGUGGUAUGGACAUUGAGCGUGUCAACAUUGUUUUCAACUAUGACAUGCCAGAGGAUUCUGAUACUUACCUUCACAGAGUUGCCCGUGCUGGUAGGUUUGGUACCAAAGGUCUUGCUGUGACAUUUGUGUCUGAUGAGACUGAUGCUAAAGUUCUCAAUGAAGUCCAGGACAGGUUUGAAGUGAACAUCACUGAACUCCCAGAUGAGAUUGACAUAUCUUCAUACCUUGAAGGCCGAUAAAUCCCCCUCCCUCACAGGAACAAACAGUGACACUGAUAUGGAUCCAGUUAAAUCUCAAAUGACCAUAAUUUUAAACUGUAUCAUACAUUUGUACAUAAAAGAAAUGGGAUAUAAUAUAUCAACUGGGUUACAUUACAUCUAGUGUAGGACCACACUACUUAUCAUGCAAGAUAUUUCAUCGUGCAACUCAUACAAGAAUCUUCAUAAUUGUACAAAAAAGAGGAGCAAAUAACAUCUGCUUGGAGGGUAACUUUACUCGGAAACAUUGAAAUUAUUUUCUUGGACACAUAGAGGGCUUCUUACUCAGAAACAUUAACCAGUGAUAAUUGAUGUAUACAGCGUAUUGGAAAUUUGUUUAAUGAUAUGUUUUAAAGUGGAAAGAACAAUCAAAAACAGUGUAUAUUCUGAUCUUACAAUCAGCUAGAACUUUUCAUUUUUGCUCAAAUUAUGUGCGAGUGAUCAAUAAAUGUGCUUCGUUUUAGUUAUAAUUAAUUAUCUUAGGACAAGAAGUCGCAUUCAGUUUUGUAUGGUAGAUGUUGGGUUUUAUUCAUUGUAAGAUAAUAAAUUAUUCUUUAUAUUGUUUGUAAGAGAUGAUGUAUUGGAAAAAUGUAUACUUAAAGAAAUAAUAAAUAUUUUGUAAAUAAUGAAA